AUGGACAGAAUACCUGUCUUUGAGCUGGAGCUCUCGGACACGGAAAUUGUCCGCCAGCUCCCCAGCGAACUUGCUCAGCGAAUUCGCAAUGCAUCUGGUGCUCAGUAUCUAGAUGCGCUUGCCCUGGCCGCCCUCCAGCCAGGCACCACAGAGCGGAUUUUCGCCUCACAUGAGCCUUUGCUCGUCGACCUAACAUCCAGAUGGCUGGAUCUUGACCGACCAUCUUAUUUUUUCCAAGUUAUUUCUGCAUUCUCGCGAAUCCUGCCGUUUGCGCCUUACCUGCGGUCGUUUGCUAGCAACUAUGUUACCGCACAAGCUAGUCUUCUGGCGAUAUCGAAAGAACCGAACCUGCUCAGCCUAGACGAUGCUCCCUUACGAGAUGCUCUUCUAGCUGUAUUUCGCCUACUGUCUUUUGACCUAGAAGCUUUCUCCGGCAUUCUCAUUCCGACUCACUUCCAACCGCUCUUCCAACAUUCCGAUAAAUGCGUGCGCUACUUGGCCGUUCGAAGCUUUUGCUCCUAUAUGCGUGCCGCCGACGCAGCGACCCAGAAAAUGAUAGAGAUCCACAUUGGUUCGCAACCAUGUCAUGGUCAAUGGGAAGGUACCGUCAUUGAUUACAGACUGUUGGGUUUGUGGGAAGAGCGCCGCUGGCAAACCUUGGACACCCGCUUUCGUGAGGGACGAAAUGCGCGCCCACUGGAUAUGGGAUUGGAUUUGGUGGAGAAAUUCGAAACAAAUAUUGCUCCCCGUACUGCGAACAUUGGCGGAGUCCUUGUUCCCAAAGUGCGGUGGGAUCGGCCGGUUGCUGAAUCGGCCCUCGUGAAGACUCCUACAGUUUUGACGAACUUACGGAACAUAGCCACAUCAUUGCUUGACAACAAGCCUCUCCUUCUCCUUGGUCUACCCAACGCCGGUAAAACAUCUUUGGUUAAUGAUAUCGCAAGGGUGAUGGGCCAGGGCUCUUCGAUGGUCACGCUGCAUCUCAACGAACAGACGGAUGCGAAGAGCUUGCUGGGCAUGUACGCAACAUCUUCAAUGACGGGUGCAUUUGCGUGGCAGCCUGGUGUAUUGACCAAGGCCGCAAAGGAAGGCCGUUGGGUUCUCAUUGAAGAUCUGGAUCGGGCUCCAUCAGAGGUUAUAGGUUUGAUGUUGCCGAUUAUCGAACGAGGAGAGUUGAUUAUACCCAGCCGCAAAGAGCGGAUCAAAUGUUCAGACGGAUUUAGACUCAUCGCGACCAUGAAGACCUCUCUCAACAACAAAGGUGAGGAGGUUGCUCCAAGCCACGGUCUCCUAGGCGUCAGACUCUGGCAGAGGAUCCAAGUCCAGUCAUUGCCAUUGACAGAAAUACGCCAGGUCAUCGCCAACAAAUUUCCACUACUUUCCUCCAGAGUUGGAACUUUGAUGAAUAUCUAUGACAACCUUUGCUCUGCCUUUCACAGCAACCUGGCCGUCAGAAGCUCUCAAGGCAGGACUCCGGGACUCCGGGAUCUAAUCAAGCUCUGCCGGAGAUUAAGUCGUCGCCUUGACAACAUGGGUGUGAAGACUGGUAACGAAGGGACGCCCGAAAGCUUUCAAGACGAAAUGUUUCUCGAUGCCAUGGAUGUUUUUAUCCGAUUUUUGCCGGACCGAGAUCUUGGGUAUAGACUAGCAGAUCACAUAGCUCAGUGUCUUCAACUGUCACCUCAGAGAGCUCAUUUCUGCCUUCAAGAUCGAAGUCCUCCAUACGCAGACCGCGACGCAAACUUCUCCGUGGGCAGGGAAACAUGUACUAAGAUGAAGGUAACGAAAGCUACCAAAUCGAAGUAUUUGAAAUCUUCGUCUCGCUUUGCGCCAACUCGUGCAGCUUUAAAAACCAUGGAGCAGAUUGCCGGUUCCAUCCAACUUGCCGAACCGGUUUUGCUUGUUGGAGAAACUGGCAUUGGUAAAACCGCCGUUAUCCAGCAGCUUGCAAAUUUGAUGUGCCAGAAACUCACGGUGGUCAAUCUUUCUCAGCAAAGUGAAAGCACCGAUCUUUUAGGUGGUUUCCGCCCUGUCAACCUCCGUUCCAUGGCUGUUCCCAUUCUGGAUGAAUUCAAUGAUUUGUUUGAGCAAACAUUCUCCGCGAAAAAGAACCAGAAGUUUCUCGCGUCUGUUACUAAAUCCCUCACCGCGAGAAAUUGGCCCCGUUUAGUUAAUCUUUGGCACGAAGCUGUGCGAAUGGCAGAGAGUGUUUUUCGCUCACCGAAAGAUUCCGGCCAGCCUGAAGAGCAGCCAUCAAAGAAAAGAAAACUGGACUCCCCCAAAUACGUUGCGCUCAAGGAAAAGUGGGAUAUUUUCAACGUUCAAUUAGCCGAUUUCGAGGCACAAGCUACUAGAGGUGACUCGAAAUUCGCAUUUGCUUUUGUCCAAGGCAAGAUUGUUAGGGCUUUACGGAAUGGUGAGUGGGUGCUGCUGGACGAAAUCAACUUAGCUACCCCUGAUAUUCUCGAGAAUAUCGCUAGCUUACUCCACCACGGCAACGAAGGCUUGCCUUCUGUUCUUCUUUCCGAAGCCGGUGAUGUGGAAAGAGUAUAUGGCCACCCUAACUUUCGAAUAUUCGGUGCCAUGAAUCCUGCCACUGACGCAGGAAAGCGGGAUCUUGCUCCGGGGUUGCGUUCAAGAUUUACCGAGAUCUACGUCCAUUCGCCUGAUGUUGACCUUGAUGACCUUCUUGGUCUAAUACAAACAUAUUUGGGAGAUUUAACACAAAGCGACCUACGCCUAGCUUCAGAUGUCGCCAACCUUUAUCUAGACACGAAGAGAUUGAGCCUUGAUAACAAACUGACUGAUGGUGCCGGCCAGAAACCGCAUUUCAGUAUCCGAACACUUGUACGAACUCUAGUCUACAUCGUCGACCAUGUACAGAUUUAUGGCAUCCGAAGAGCCGCUUAUGAAGGCUUUUGCAUGAGCUUCUUAACACUUCUCAGCCAAGAAUCCGAGAAAUUGGUCAUACCUCUGAUUGAGAAACACAUCUUCGGAUCUCCCAAACACGCCAAAUCAUUACUUGGCCAAACCCCUAGACCACCUAGCGAUGGCAACGAAUACGUCCAGUUUAAACAUUACUGGAUGAGAAAAGGCCCAUUCACUGCGGAGAAACAGCCUCACUACAUCAUAACACCAUUCAUUGAGAAAAAUUUGAAGAACCUUUUGCGGGCGAGUUCCACACGUCGGUUCCCUAUUCUCUUGCAAGGACCUACGUCAUCCGGGAAAACGAGUAUGGUUGAGUAUUUGGCCAAGGUCUCAGGGAACAAAUUUGUGCGUAUCAACAAUCAUGAGCAUACCGAUUUGCAAGAAUAUCUUGGAUCAUAUGUGUCAACCGAUGACGGUUCCUUAAGAUAUCAGGAGGGUGUACUUGUAGAAGCCCUAAGAAAUGGAUACUGGAUCGUUCUUGAUGAACUCAACCUGGCACCGUCAGACGUCCUGGAGGCUCUCAAUCGACUGUUGGAUGAUAACCGAGAGCUUUUCCUACCAGAGACCCAAGAAGUCAUUCAUCCACACCCAAACUUCAUGCUUUUCGCUACUCAAAACCCAGCUGGUCUUUACGGAGGCAGAAAAGUACUAUCGCGAGCGUUUCGAAACCGAUUCCUUGAACUUCACUUCGACGAUAUUCCUGAAGAUGAAUUAGAAUUCAUUCUAAAAGAGCGAACCCAAAUCGCUCCGUCUUUCUGUGCCAGGAUUGUGACAGUCUAUAAAAAGCUUUCGGUCUUGAGGCAAUCUUCUCGCCUUUUUGAACAGAAAAACAGUUUUGCCACGCUUCGAGAUUUGUUCAGAUGGGCACUCCGUCAAGCUGAUGAUCGCGAGACCCUUGCUAUCAACGGGUUUAUGCUUCUUGCUGAGAGAGUCCGAAAUUCACAGGAACGGGCUGCCGUCAAGAAAGUUAUAGAAGAAGUUAUGAAAGUCAAGAUUGACGAAGAUUCAAUUUAUAGUUCUUCCGAAUUGAUCAGACUUUCUCAAGGCCAGGAGAAACUUUCAAAAGGCGUUGUAUGGACAAAAGCUAUGAGAAGGGUUUUCGUCCUGGUGUCACAAGCACUACAGAAUAACGAACCUGUUCUUCUUGUCGGCGAAACUGGGUGUGGAAAGACUCAGAUUUGUCAAGCUAUCUCUGAUAUCCAUGCCAAAGACCUUUUGAUUGUCAAUGCGCAUGUUAAUCUCGAGACUGGAGACCUGAUCGGCGCACAAAGACCAUUGCGAAAUCGCUCUUCUUUGGAACAGCAACUGCAUGACGACUUACAAAGAGUCUUUUCAAUGAACGAAAAUUCAGUAUCAAGUCAGGAAUUAAACGGCUUGGAAGGGCUGAAAGCGCAAUUUGCUAAAUUAACGCCUCAGCAACUGGAAGCGAUAGACACCGAGCUCUUGCAGCGUAUCAAGACAAACUUUACAAGAUCUCAGGCACUUUUCGAGUGGUCAGAUGGAAGUCUAGUAACUGCCAUGAAAUCGGGACAGUAUUUCCUUUUAGAUGAAGUCUCACUUGCCGACGACUCUGUUCUUGAAAGAUUGAACAGUGUUCUCGAACCACACAGAUCCCUCUUACUUGCAGAGAAAGGGCCUAUAGACUCUUUGGUCGUGGCGCAGAAUGGGUACCAAUUUUUAUCAACCAUGAACCCAGGCGGCGACUAUGGCAAGAGAGAACUAUCUGCCGCGCUUAGAAACCGUAUGACGGAAAUCUGGGUUCCGCAGUUGUCCGAAGAAGAAGAUAUUUUGCCGAUUUUGAAGAGCAAGUUACAAUUCGUGGAGGAGGUCCAAACAAAGGCAAUGUUGGGGUUUGCAAAAUGGUUCAAGCAGGUUUUCCAAGGUGCAACGUCCUCUUCAGUGUCCAUCCGAGACCUUCUUGCGUGGGUCGAGUUUAUCAACAAAUGCUCUCCAUCCAACCCAAAUUUUGCCAUAAUUCAGGGCGCAGCCAUGGUCUAUAUUGAUACUCUCGGGGCAAACCCCUCUGCGUUGUUAUCCAUAUCACUGGAUAGUCUAGCAGAAAACCGAAAGCUGUGUCUCGAAAAGCUCUCUAGCCUCUUUGCGGUCGAUGCUGCUGAAAUAUACGGCGAAGCGGCUACUGUAUCGGUACAAAAUGGCCAUCUCUGUGUGGGCGCCUUCGAAUUACCAAUGUCUGCAGAUUCAUCACCGGACCCACAAUUUGUUAUGGAUGCACCCACAACAAUUGCCAACUCAGUGCGUAUAGCGCGCGGCUUGCAGUCAUCAAAACCGAUUUUACUCGAGGGUAGUCCUGGUGUUGGAAAGACCACGUUGAUUGAAUCGCUUGCCCGAGCUCUUGGAAAGCCGUUUACUCGAAUCAACUUGUCAGAUCAGACAGACCUCACGGAUCUUUUUGGCUCGGAUGUUCCCGUUGAAGGAGGUGACGUUGGCCAAUUUGCCUGGAGAGAUGCACCAUUUUUACGAGCAAUGCAACGCGGACAUUGGGUUCUACUUGAUGAAAUGAACCUCGCCUCUCAGUCAGUGCUCGAAGGCUUAAACUCCUGUCUUGACCACCGACAACAGGUAUACGUGGCUGAGUUGGACCAAACAUUCAAAAGACACCCGGAAUUUGUGCUCUUUGCUGCUCAAAACCCACAUCAUCAAGGAGGCGGUCGGAAAGGCCUUCCGGCAUCCUUUGUUAAUCGGUUUACUGUUGUGUAUGCGGACAGUUUCACGGAUACAGACUUGAAGCGUAUCUGUUCUAGGCUAUUUCCACAGACUUCUCCUGAAGAAAUAGAACAGAUAGUUGAUUUCAUGUCGAGAUUGAAUACCGCGAUUAUUCGUGACCGACGAAUAGGAAACAUCGGUGGACCGUGGGAGCUCAAUCUCAGAGAUAUCACAAGGUGGCUUCAACUAGCUGCUAACGAAGAUAUUCAAAUACCCAGUGGCUACUUCCUUGAGAAUAUCAUCUGCCAAAGAUUCCGUACAGAGGAGGACCGUCAGAUAAUAAGUGAAGUCUUCAAGCAGUCAUUUGGCAAUUCACUGCCGGUGAAGUCAUAUUAUCACAAUAUGGCAUUGGACCAUCUUCAAGUCGGCCUCGGUGUAAUGAAAAGGGACACUGUCAAACAAAGCAUUGUCGACUCUAGCAUCAAAGUUCUCCCUCGUGAUCUCCAGGUUCUCGAGUCUUUGAUAUUCUGUGUACAGCGUGCAUGGCCGAGCAUUCUUGUUGGCCUCUCAGGCUGCGGUAAAACAGCAACCCUUCGCAAGUUGGCCGCCAUACAAGGUGCUGAGUUGGUAGAGCUAGCUUUGAGCCCCGAUACUGAUACGAUGGAUCUGAUCGGUGGUUUUGAACAAAUCGACUACCGGAGGCAAAUUCAAGCGCUUGCCAAGGAUUUUGCUACUUUCCUACACCAUGAAGUAAUUUCUGCUCUAGCUUCUGGGUUCGGUCUUGAGCCUGCCCUACCUUUGUUGGAAAUGUUUAGUAUUUGUGGGCAAUCUGAUGUCACUCUGGACAAGUUAUUUGCUGGCAUCAAUGCGCUACAGCCACACUUCGAUUCCCCUCAAUUUGAAAACUUCGUUCGCCGGUGCAACGUUCUGAUUCAGACCUCAAAAAAUGCCAAUAAGGUUGGUUUCGAAUGGACAGAAGGAGCUCUCACAGAAGCUAUUCAGUAUGGAUACUGGGUCGUCCUUGACAAUGCAAAUCUGUGCAACGCGUCCGUUCUUGAUCGUCUCAAUUCCCUGAUGGAACCGAAUGGAUGCCUUGUUCUGAACGAGCAGCGCACUGAGGAUGGAUCAGCCAGGGUGGUCAAACCGCAUGCCAAUUUCAGGCUUUUCCUCACUAUGGAUCCUCGCAAUGGAGAGCUGUCUAGAGCAAUGCGAAACAGAUCUGUGGAGAUUUCUUUCUUACAACACUCCGACGCCAUUGAGCUGGAAAAUGUUCCUUCUUAUACGCUAGAGUCGGCUCUCUAUCGUCUGCGCAACCUGUGGGGCAACAAAAAGCAAAUUUCAUCGACUCCUAUUGAUGAUCGAUAUUUGGGUGUUCGUCUAGACCAUAUUAGAACAGCGGAAUUGGCAGCAUUUCAAGACUCUAUUCGCCAGUUCCUAUCGUUGCCUUCUGUUUAUGCAGAGUCGAAUGCUUUUGUCGAUGUCAUUGAUCAAUAUGCAGCAGUGGCACAAGAGGGUUUGCAGUCGAAGUUGUUGGGCAACUCCUCCUUCCAAUUUGGAGAACCAAGUUUUGAACUUAUCCAUCCCCUCGUCGACGAGCCUCAUCUAACUUGGCAUCCAACAUUUAUCAGUCAGAUGGUGCUUGUCGCCAAACUUCAAGAUAUCGAAAGAGACCUGCAUAGCUUACAAAAGCACUUGAUCACCGCAAAUGAAAAGUCUCAACACUUGAAGCCAUCACAAAUGACAAGGCUGGAGCGUUCUUUUGCUUCAAGCAGAAUUUCAAGUUUGAUGAAAGACUCAACCCAGCCUGUGAGCCCUUUCUUGGUUGACUGUGUUCGAUCACUUCACGAAUUCAUUCAGAACUUGACUAGUGAUGUGGAAUUGUCUACCUCCGGCGUAUCAGCACUGGUGGAUAUGACUAGGUUCUGCUGGGAUAUCUAUACUGCCACUCAGGCCAGAGAACUCGAUGAGGGAGAGUUUCAAAUUUACCUACAGACUGGUCAAAGAAUUUUAUCCUUAUUCUCUGACCAGGUUCCAGCUCUCUACACCUUAUCGACCUCCUUUGACCAGUUUUUCGCUCGAUUCAAAUCAAAGUGGACACUUACGACAGGACUAAGCAUGCGAAGAAUUUGGGACACCUGGAGACCUGUUACCUGCUCCAACCCUGAACAGUUGAGUUGGCUUCUUGACGUUGAAGCUAGUAUAAAAGAGUUCUCUACUGUGGCUCUGCAGACCAGCUUGAGUUUGUCCCAGCUAGGAAUGAUGCGGAAGUCUCUUAUCGAUGCUCAAAACUCGAUGCUUCUUCACAAUACGGACGGCAAGCCUCUUGUUCAGGGCUUGAAGCAAGAAGUGCAAAAGCUUACUUCGGCAACUGAAUUAUACUCUUCAUUCCAAGCCCCUCAUUUCUCCAAUGUCUUUGAGACUAUUUGCGAGUAUCAUGACCUGCCAACAAUCUGGAACAAGACUCAAAUUAGCAGCCAUACUCAUUUGAAUGAGAUACUCCCAUUGCUUGCUGGGCGGUCCACUCAAGGUGCAAGGAUUUCGACCGGGGAUUUGACAAUUCCUACUAUUCUCCACAAAUUGGCCCUCUACAAUGGCCGCGAAGGAACGUCCAACGCUGUUUCGCCCUGGAGCAAGAAUUUUUCAACUGAUCUGCUAAAACAUUUGAAGCAAGUUGGAAAUGUCUCCCUAGGACGCCUUGAGUUCCUGCAGCAUGAGCAACGAGCCUUGAUCGAGGCAGUGUCUUUGAGUUCCAGCGAGAUAGCGCUAGCGCAAGAAACUAUUAUCUCGAAGACCUUUGCACGAGUUCUCCUAGAGCUUCUAUGGCUUCACCAGGACCUUCUAGAAGGUAGUGCUCUUCAAAUUGUUGUCAACGUUCUCGUUGCCAUCGAGCAAACUGGAAAUUCUGAAGAGCCCGUCCCAUCGCUUGAGCCGGCGCACAAUCUACCCUCAAACCAUUACUUUCGACAAUUCAUUGGGGAAAUCUCCAACUGUAUUCAAGCGUUACACAGCGCUGGAAAAGAUUCUGGGAAUGGUUUAUACACUCUAGGAUUUUUAUCGACUCAACUCGCAGUGAUCUGCCUCCGGCUGUUUGUUCCUGACAAACCAUACGACCCCUCUCUUGGACUAGUCAUUGAAAGACGACGUCACGCCGAACAAGUUUCACAGUUGGAAAGUCAAGACCAAGCACUGAUGGUAUUUGAAACCCAAUUCUCUGGCAGACAUACAAAUUUGCGUCGUCGCUUGAUAGAGGAAGAACUGCAAAAGCUUGGCUCAGCGCCGCCAGCUUCUCCUGUCACCCGACCUUCUAAAUCCCAACUCUUGGAGUUGCAAGGAGAAUUCUCAAACUUAUUCAACUCGGUGCUGAGUAGGAACCCAGAGAAAUAUGGCCUUGCGGAGUUCCAGCAAUACGGUCGUCUAUUGACGGAUAACAUUCGCCAAAUCUGUACUCGGCUUCAUUCUAAUUUCAGGCCUUACGAUGACAUCACAGUUCUCGUUACUCGGUUCCUGCAGCUUCUUGAUUUAGGUGCAUCUCUUUGUUCAAGUGGCUCUAACCUGGUCAAAUCAGUUGACACGCCAAUCAAACGUAUCACUGAGGUGACGCCAUUACUCGGUGAAAAUGGAGCAUUGUUGAAGGAUAGUCAAAUAGAGCAUCAAGACGCCCUCAAAGCUCCUCUAGAUAUUCGUCUUCAACAAUUAUCCUCUCUUGUCCUACGCCACAACGUCGAUCGAUCAACCCUUACUUCAUCAUACCGUCUCUACGAACUUCAAGAUAUUCUCCAGUCUAUUCAUACAGUAUGGAAGACACAACUUACUGAGGAACAGAAAGAAACGGCAGAAAAGAAUCAAAUGUAUCGUUAUAAAGGUUCCUUCGAAGAUAGCGAGGAGGUCGAUGAAUCAGAGCUUCGCGAGUUGUUCCCUACUUUUGAAGACAACACCGAGGAAGAAUCUAAGAGAUCUCGACUAGAUCCGCAAGCCAUCGCCAUUGAAUUAACGCAACUUCAUGCAGCCAUAUUCCAAGGUGGCGAUACACAGACAAGGAUGAGAAAGCUUAUUAUCCACUCGACCUGUUUGCUUGGAUCUUUGGACCCGGAAAAGUCGCCAUCUUCAAAUCCAAAGUCUCACCUGCCUGGCAUUCUAUUAGCUCUAACAGAUGACAUGAAAAUAUACGGGCAGGUUUCGUCAAGACAUUACAACUUUUACACCGACGCCAACAUCAUUGAAGCAAAGCGUCUUGUCUCUCUGGUACUGUCUAUCCGGACUCGCUUUCUCCAACUACAAGCAUCCUGGCCUGAACAUGCAGCUAUCCAUGACGUCUUGACUUGUUGCCAGGAAAUCUUACUUUUCAAGCACAAAGAACCCUUGGCAAAAUACAUCACGAAGCUCGAAAAACUUCACGGCUUCGUCCAUGAAUGGCAACUGGUUGCUAGCAAAGAAUUCUCAGCCGCUUCCCUGUACGAUGAUAUCACAGCUUUGACAAUUAGCUGGAGGCGCCUGGAACUAUCAACAUGGGCGAAGCUUCUUGACAUUGAGUACGAAAAAUGCGAGCAAGCCGUUAGCUCUUGGUGGUUUGUUGCGUACGAGGUUUUGAUUGCCGUCCCAUUGCAAAUGGCCGAGGACAGGGAAGACCUUAAGGGCUAUACCAAAGAGACGCUUGCAACGCUUGAGGGAUUCUUCAAAACCACUACCAUAGGCCAAUACAGCGCUCGUCUACGACUGGUGGAAAUAUUCAGGUCUUUGUUGGUACUCUUUAUGCAGCAGUAUCCGGUUUUGAAAUGCGUCAUUGCUGGUCUGGAGAAUUUUAUGGAACAUUAUCGAGUAUUCCAGCCUGCGAUCUCGAAAUCACUCGAAGAAGGUAGGAGUACAUUGGAGAAGAAUGUCAAGGAGCAGAUACAACUUGCCAGCUGGAAGGACACAAAUAUAACAGCUCUGCGGGAAAGUGCUAGGCGAUCACAUUACAAACUCUUCAAGUAUGUUCGCAAAUACAGAGAGCUGCUCUCUAGGACUACAGACUCGCUUUUGCAACAAGGAAUGCCUGAACUUCAAGAUCAAACACAGAAUUCAACUCCAGUCAAGCAGGAAUUCGAGGUGUUUUCAGGCACUUCACUCUCUGAAGCUCUUGCCAUCUGCCAGACCCAAAAUUCAAUGUGGAUUGAACGUGCACCGCGAUUCAAGGACCCGUCGGCCACUGCUUCAAACAUGUUGCGGGUAUACAAUACUUCUCUUCCGGAGCUUGACGUCUCUACACAACUCAGCUCGUUCGUCACGGACGUGGUUGACAGCAUCAAAGCAUUCAAGGCGGAAACUCCUGGAACUCUGACGGAAGACAACAAAGAUAACGUGCAACAUCUCAAGGCUCAAAAACGCCGCUUCUAUGCCGAAACUCUUCGACAAUUACACUUUAUGGGAGUUAGAAGAAAUGUUAGCACGGUAUUCAUCGAGGAACAAUUAACUACCGUUCAAGUCCUCGCAACUACCCCAAGUCUUGGGUAUAACAAUGGCCCGAAUAGUUCGAUAGCAAAAAGUGCAGACUCGUACUUUCAAAGGCUUCUUGAUCUUCUUCCACGUGUUCGCCUUUCGUCUCGCGAGCAUAAUGAGGAUCUCAACCCUGCUGAAGUUACACGGAGUGCAGGAUCUACAGAAGGCUUUCUUGUUAUGAUCAGGAAGCAAAGAGAUUCGCUAGGCCCAGCCAUUGCGCGUCUGCCAAACCUUCAAUCGACUUGUGAUAAGAUGAGGACUCUUUGGGAUCAUGGACACCAACAGCUUCAACAAGAUGACUCGUCGCGCAACACGGCAAGGGAUGGAGUGUUCAAACGCGUGUCAUGGUUAAUUCCAUUACUUGGUAUCGGUGCUGAGAUUGUAGAAAUCCACGCAAACUGCUCAGGCUCUUCCAGCGUCGCCAAUGUCCUUCAAGGCUGGAAAGACACGCUCGGUCGGUUCAAGACUGAAAUCGAACAAAUACCAGACUUUCCACUCAACAUAUCUUCUCAAGUUACACAUGCGACUGAACAACAAGUUCUCGAUUCACUACUGCAGUUUAAUUCCGAACUACUUGAAUUGAUCAACCAACGGCCCGAUUUGACAUUUGUUCUGGAACAGAUCGUCUCCUGGCUUAAAUUCUCUUUCCCCAACACCAACACAGAAAACAGUCGCAAUAUAGCCCUUGAAGAUCUAAAUGAGCACUAUCUUUCCGUUGUGGACAAAAUUUUAGUUGGGCUUCAAGGACUUAAAAGCUCGUUGUCUUCGUUGCCUCCUAAUAUUGACGAAAAAGACUGGCUUUCACAGACCGACUCGGCCUUGUCAAAGGCUCUCAGAGAAUUGCACAUAGAGGACAUCUAUGCGUCAUUGAAUUCAGUCCUUGACCAACUUCAAUAUCUUCAACCAUCCGGUUCUAGCCUUCCUCUUGCUGCCGCAAUUAUCGCAGGACUCUUGCCAAUUGCCAAUCAAUAUGUCAAUAUAUGCGAGGACUUGGUCCAUCGCUACCUAUCGAUUCACCGGGAGGUCUGUAAGAUGGCGUAUAUUUUCUCCAAAUCCUUUACGCAGAUCGCAAAAGAAGGAUUUUGCAGUCCGCAUGAAGCAUCCACUGACCAAAGUGGAGCUGGGAAAGUCGAAAGUGGCACUGGUCUUGGCGAUGGCGAAGGUGCUGAGGAUAUCAGUAAAGACAUCCAAGAUGAUGAAGAUCUAUCUGACCUUGCACAAGAGCAAAAUGCCGAGAAACCCUCAAAAGAAGAUAUGGAGCAAUCCGAAGAUGCUGUAAACAUGGAUCAAGAGGACCUAGAAGGUGAUUAUGACGACAAUAAAGACAAGGAAGAUGCAGAUGAAAGCGGGUCAGAUGAGGAUGAACCAGAUCAUGAUGAAAUUGACGAGGAGGUUGGCAGCGUUAGCGAUCUGGAUCCAAAUGCUGUUGAUGAGAAAAUGUGGGAUGGUGAUCAUGAUGAACAACAGAAAGAGACGGAGAAUGAAGAAGGCAAAGGAGUAUCAGAGGCCGACGAUCAGGCUGCGUCAAAUGAGAAAAAGAAAAACGAAGAGCAAAAAGAAGGUGAUGAGCAAGGCAGUGAAGGGGAAGAGGAGGAGGAAGAGGAAGCGCCUGAAAACGAAGGAGAAGCAGUCGGCAAAGAGGAGUUGGAUGUCACAGACCCUCAUGCCAAAGAAGAGCAAGCUCUUGAUCUUCCGGAAGAAAUGCAGCUUGACGGUGAUGAGAAUGAAGGUGCAUCUGAUAAGGACGAUGAUGAUGGUAUGGACGAAUUUUCUGAUUUUGAGCCCGACACGACCGAGGACAAACAAGAACAGGCUGCAGAAGAAAUGAUAGAAGACGAAGCCACUCCGAAGCCGGAAGAUAUCGAUAUGGAUGAAAAUGACGGGGAGCCCGAAGAAGGGGAAGAUAAUAUGGAGGCCGAUAAGGCUGGUGAAGAAGAAACAAUCGAAGAACCUGAACAAGAAGAUGCCAUGCACUCUCAACUGGAUGAUACAACUGCAGCUGAUGAGGAUGUGGCGGAGAGCGAAGCGGUUUCUGGUGGUGUUGGCUUGGAUAACGACAACAAAGAUGAGAAAGGGACGUCAGGGAACGCACAGCAAGAGGGGGGUUCCGAGGAAGCAGGCUCAGAAGAGCUUCCCAAUGGUGCAGCAGAGGGGGAAGACAGGAAGAAAGCCGAAGACAGCUCCGGGGGUACUGGUGAUGACACGCAAGAUGACCCUCAAGCUCAAGCCUUCAAGAAACUAGGUGAUGUCCUAGAGCAAUGGCAUCGCCGUCAGAAGGAAAUAAUGAACUCUUCGGAAGACAAGGAGUCCGAAGCCCUUCCUCCGGACACGGACAUGACGGACGCCGAUUUCGAGCAUCUAGCAGACGAUGACGAUGUCGCUGAUACACAAGCGCUGGGUCAAGCUAGUGAAGAGCAAGCAAAGGCAUUGGAUGAUAAAAAGGGCGUGGAAACAGAGCCACCUACUUCUACCGACGACAUCCUUCCGGACGCCACUGAUAACAACAAGGAUAUCAAAGACGACGAGGAAAAUCUUGACGAAGCAGCAAUGGAUCUUAAUGCUGCAGAUCAAUCUACUGCGGCCGGUUCCAGUACAGCUAGAAAUACCACCUUCGUUGGAGAACCGUCCAAUGAUCAAGAUGGCGAGCCACCAAUGGCCGAAGAGCUCGACGAGGUCGAUAAUCAUCUUGCCGCCAUCCAUCUGUCUUCUGUCCUAGACCCUAAAACAUCGUCUGACGAAGCUCGUCAAAUGUGGUCCCACUACGAAGCUAUCACCAAUGAUUUAUCUCUCUCACUUACUGAACAGCUCCGCCUGAUUCUCGCUCCGACGCUUGCUACCAAACUUCGCGGUGACUUCCGUACUGGCAAACGUCUUAACAUCAAGAAGAUAAUUCCCUACAUUGCUUCUCAAUACAAGCGCGACAAAAUUUGGAUGCGUCGAUCCAUCCCUAGCAAACGGAAUUAUCAGAUUAUGCUUGCUGUUGAUGACAGCAAAUCCAUGCUUGAAAGCGGCAGUGGCCAACUUGCCUUUGAAACACUCACCCUUGUGGCUCGCAGUUUGAACAUGCUCGAAGUCGGUGACCUGUGUAUAGUUGGGUUUGGAGAUGAAGAGCACGUUCGCGUGGCGCAUGAGUUUGGCAAGCCAUUCUCUUCCGAAGCCGGAAUGCAGGUCUUCCAGCAGUUCAGCUAUCAGCAAACAGGCACAAACGUGCGCAAACUCGUUGCUGACUCCAUCGCCCUUUUCCGUGAUGCCCGAACAAAGCGAUCCGGCGGUGGGUCGGGCAACUCAGCUGAUUUGUGGCAACUAGAGCUCAUCAUUUCAGAUGGUAUCUGUGAAGAUCACGAGACUAUUCGACGUCUUGUCCGCCAGGCGCAGGAGGAGCGUAUCAUGAUCGUGUUUAUCAUUCUUGAUGCGGCCAAGGGGAGCUCCAUUCUAGACUUGACGCAGGCAAGUUUCGAGCCUGAUGAUUCUGCAACGGGCACGGGAGAAAUGAAACUCAAGAUGAAGAAGUACCUCGAGGGGUUCCCAUUUGCAUACUAUCUUGUUGUCAGGGAUGUACGUGAACUGCCAGCAGUUUUGGCAAUGGCUUUGAAGCAAUGGUUUGCCGAGGUGGUCGAUACGUCUUCAUAG
This is a messenger RNA of Talaromyces rugulosus, 14697 nucleotides long. RefSeq lists its product as uncharacterized. Gene Ontology annotation, biological process: rRNA processing; ribosomal large subunit assembly. The record is from RefSeq and is a predicted model, not a curated record. Lineage: Eukaryota; Fungi; Ascomycota; Eurotiomycetes; Eurotiales; Trichocomaceae. Gene Ontology annotation, molecular function: ATP binding; ATP hydrolysis activity. The coding region runs from base 1 to 14697 and encodes 4898 amino acids. The transcript has a single exon. Gene Ontology annotation, cellular component: preribosome, large subunit precursor; nucleus.